AUGGGCUCAACCCAGGAACUCACAGGACUCUUCCAGUCCCUGAUGAAAUCCUUGCACAGCCGCGUUCACCGGCCAGAUUUAUACUUCGGAUUCAAUGAAGCCCAGCUCACAGCCGUCAUCCCUGUCUCCAGUUACUGGCUGUCGGCGACAUUCUACGAACUUCUCGCCUACUUUGAUCUUUUUCCUGAGUAUCGCCUGCAACCGACGGAAGAAGAACACCGCCGCAAUAUCCCCUCAAAAGCUCAUGUCAUCAAGACGGUCCUGACCCUACAUGUAGGCCAACUACUCCUAGGAUUUGUUAUGGACUACCUUGGGAUCGGCUCAGCAGGCGAUGAGACUUCAGCCUGGUGGACAGACCUAAUCUGGAGCUAUUACCCGCCGCACCAUCCUUCUACUUACUCAUGGGAUUCCCAAAUUUUACUACAGAGAAUAGCCUCGACUAUCAUCCAUGUCUCAUUCCUACUAGGCCGUCAACUCCUCGCCCUGGCAGUGAUAGAUACAUGGGUUUUCUGGUUCCACUUCACCGCACACAAGGUCCAGUGGAUAUACCGUAACAUCCACUCCAUCCACCACGAGCUACACACCCCGUACGCCUACGGCGCCCUGUACAACAGCUUCACCGAAAGCUUCCUCUCGGAUAUCAUGGCGUGCGUGAUGGCGCAAGUCAUAGUCGGUCUGAGUAAUCGGGAAGCCAUCGUGCUCUUCACCUUCGCUACUAUGAAGCAAGUGGAUGAUCACUCUGGAUACUGUCUCCCAUGGAGUCCGUUUACGAUCUACGGGCGUUUGACCGGUGCGAGUGGUGUGUAUCAUGCAAUUCAUCACCAGAUGUGGGGAAUGAAGAGCAAUAUGGCGAACUACUUUACUUUCUGGGACCGUUUUAUGGACACAAAGUAUCUUGGAAAGCGGACUUUGCAAAGUCCACCGUCGAAAGCUGAAGUUGAUAGUUGGCCUUCCCAGAGGAAGGCUGUGCAUCUCGCCCAGUUGAAGGAACUGAAGGAACAGUGA
Aspergillus clavatus NRRL 1 is the source of this 1005-nucleotide messenger RNA. Its product is annotated as sterol desaturase family protein. Gene Ontology annotation, biological process: lipid biosynthetic process. The transcript is spliced from 3 exons. Gene Ontology annotation, molecular function: iron ion binding; oxidoreductase activity. The coding region runs from base 1 to 1005 and encodes 334 amino acids. The record is from RefSeq and is a predicted model, not a curated record. NCBI's taxonomy places the organism in Eukaryota, Fungi, Ascomycota, Eurotiomycetes, Eurotiales, Aspergillaceae.